UAAAACAAAGAUAACAAGAGGAGGAUAAUUUAGAAAUGAUUACACUGUUUUUAUCUUCUUUCCUUCCCAUUAUCAUCUCCUGUGUUUAUGGUGAAACGAAUGAUCUGUAUAAUCAUCUUUUAGAUGAUUAUAACAAAGUUAUAAAGCCUUCUGGAUUUGUUAACGUUUCAUUUGGGAUCAGUUUGGUUGGUGUUGACAAGACUGACGGUGAUAUGAUUACAUUUAGCGUUUGGGAAAAACUGAUGUGGACAGAUCAUAGAUUAUCGUGGUCGGAUGAAGAUUAUAAUUCAGAGACUUUUCAUUUGCCUAUUGAUAAGAUUUGGAUUCCUGAUGUUAUAUUAUACAAUCAGGGUCGUAAAGAAGUUGACCUUGCAAAUGUCUUAUCAGUAAUCCACAAAGAUGGAACUGUAUUAUACAUUUCUCCAAAGUUAUUGACAGUUAGAUGUUUAUUUGAGAAAUCAGCUAAUAUAUAUCACUGCCGUUUUAAGUAUGGAUCCUGGACCUACAAUGCAUAUGAAAUGCACUUAAACUUUAUGGGAAAUUUGCAAGAUAUGGAUAUGAGUUAUUACUAUGGCAAAUAUAAGAUUUUUGAAACAUUGGGCCGUCUUGAUGAAAAAUUCUAUCCUUGCUGCGAAGAACCUUUUCAAGAUAUUACUUUUAGUUUUAAAAUGAAGUAAAAUUAAUUUAUUAAAAUUUUCAAAUAAUAAAAUAGUCCUGCAAAUGAUUUAGAUUCGUGCAAUGCAAAAGAUUGAUAAAUAGUUCAAGUAUUUUAGUUUGAUUUUUUAAUUAGAACUAUAGACAGACACACACAUGCACACACAGCAAAAUAGUCUAUAGUUCAUCAAGGAAAUUUCACUUCGCAUAUCUUACUGAUAGAUUUAUCAGAGAAGGCUCUAAUAUAUAAACCCUCACAAAAUCUAUUAUCACAACUACAACUGUAUUUACAUUGUUGAUUAUUGAAGAAUAUUAAUUUGCAAAUUUGAAAUAUUCCUUCAAAAUUAACUUUAUACUGAGGAAAUGAUGGAAUGUACACCAUUACAUUAGAUAAUUGCCCACUUGAACAGGAUAGAUUCUCUCCUAUUACCUCCAAUAGGAUAGGUGCCAAUGGCUUAUUAACUCCUGGGAAUGGAUAUCUAAUCGCAAGCGGAUUGAAUUGUAGAUCUACACAAGUUGAAUUAUUCAAAUCAUUGACUAUAUCAAUUACGGAUGGAUCAUAUAUUGUUUCUUUGGGAAUUAUUGAUUUAGAAUGUGAACAAACAACUUUAUUUAUAUUCUCUUUGUCAUUCUGACAAGUAUUAUAGGAAAAACAUUCUCCAGCUCCAAUUGAGAAAUGUUUACAUAGAGGAUCAGAUUCGCAGGCUGAUUUACAACUUUGAUAAUUAAAAUUUCCCAAAGAAGUUGGAGGUGGCGUUACAAUACAACUUCCAACUUCGCAAGUAGAAUCUGAGUAAGCGUAUCUAUCAUAUGUAAGAAAAUUAUUUAAACUUUGAGCAAUUUUAUAAGAAGUCGACUUUAGAAAACAACCCAAUGUUGGAUUAACAACUUCAGAUACGACAAAACCAAUACAACUAGGCGUUUCCAGACAAUAUUUAGCACAAAUUUUUGGAUCUGCAGCUUCCGGAUCGUUAAUCAUAGGUGAUAGAUCAAAACCAUGAUAGUUACCCAAUUUUUUAAUAAAGCCAGGAACUUCAUAUUUAGUUGCAUAGCAACCAUAUCCAUUUUCGUAGCAGACGUAUCUUUCAUAUACGUUAGUUAUACAUUGAUUUUGCUGGAUAUCUUUCGUUCCCAUGCGAAUUCUUUUACUUUCUUCAACAUCGCACACUGUUGAAAGUACAAUAUUGCAAAAAACUGUUGGUUGUAAAAGAAAAAGUAUUAUUAUGCAACAACUAAUGUUCAUAAUUACUUCUUUUGACAAACUA
Dimorphilus gyrociliatus is the source of this 1919-nucleotide messenger RNA. The record is from the annotation of a GenBank genome assembly. NCBI's taxonomy places the organism in Eukaryota, Metazoa, Annelida, Polychaeta, Dinophilidae.